AACCUGCUGCUUGGUACGUACAUGCCUCAGCAAUUUCUCUGCUAGCUGAAACAUUGAUGAAAUUGCACGAACCCUGCUAGAUAUAUGCUUGGAGAAAUUGCCCACCGCAAAGGCAGCGUCUGCACCGGAAGAGCGGGCUCGAGGUGAGUCAUUCUCCCUGUGUUGUCUCGCAUGAACCCUGCUAGAUGUAUGGGGUGAACUCAUGUCUUGGACAUUGUUUCUUUUUGUUGCUUAUUACAAUGGUUUUAGAGAUUAUCAAGUGCUUUUCCAGGGUCAGCAGUCUUCAGCCCAACAAUCAAUGCCGUCCGUGUCCCUUGGCUGUUUUUUUCAACCAAACGUCUCGCUCCACAGCAGCUAGCCAGCCAGCAAGCAAGUUUGGCUAACACCAACAUCCGCAAGCAGAAGAAAAGGAACUUACUUUUGUCCUAGGGCGAGGGAGUCGAAACAUUUUCCAGGAUGAUUAGGACUUGUCAUGAAUGACUCAAUAAUUUCCACACACUUUUCGAGUUUAUUGAGUGUUUUUGGAGUUGCUUUUAUUCAGCCCAAACAUUUCUAAAUCACCACCCUCGACUCAACUUGCUUUUGGAGUUGGUUGAGUGUUUGGAGUUGGAACAUCCACAUAGAGAAGCCAAUGGAGAAGCCAACCAAGACCAAGCAUAUGCCUUCGUCGUCUCGCUUUGCAGUAAUACUUCUCUACUUGAUGAUCAAGGUCAUGUCUUCAGGUUCUAAAUUUGCGUAUGCAACUGAUACUCUCCUUCCGGGCCAAUUUCUAAGUGGUAACCAGACCUUGCUUUCGAAAAAUGGUGCCUUCAAGUUGGGUUUCGACUGCCUGUUUCCUCCUUGUGGUUAUGAUUCUACGUUUGGCAUAUGGUAUAUUAAGUCAUCAGCUUGUCGCCCUCUUCUAGUUUGGUCGCCCUUAGGUGAUUCCACAAACUGUUACCCUGUGUACUCGAGCUUUGGCUUCACAACCUAUGGCAACUUAGAACUAGACUGUAUUCCAGUUAGCGGUGGAAUAAUUCCUGGAUGGUCAUCAUAUCCGUAUUCAUCAGAAGUUAUAAAUAGUACUACUUCUCUACUCACAGUGCUUCUUGACAAUGGAAAUCUCGUAAUAAGAGAUCCAGUGAAGAGUUCACUGGUGAUCUGGCAAAGCUUUGAUAAUCCAAUUGGUACACUGCUGCCUGGAGGAUGGCUGGGAUUUAAUAGAAACACGAGCAACAACAUCUUCCUCAUUCCCCAUGCUUCUGUUAUAUCCUGGGAUUACAACUAUGGUUUAGUUCUGGCUAUGAAUCCAAACCAAGGUGGAGGGUUUAUUGUCGAACAGAUUGAUGAAUAUGUUUCCAAUAAGGAAGAUUAUCAUGAAAUUUAUCACGGCACUUUCCCCAGCUGGAUGGGGAUACAUCAAGAUGGAGGCAAUUUUCUCCUGUUCAGCGAUGCACGUGUAUAUGUACAGCUGAAUAACGGCGGUACUAUCACUGCAGCUAAACUUGGGGAAUGUGGAUCUGUGUUGUGGUCUGCUCAUGCUCCACAUAUUCACAAGAUACAAAUUGUUAUUUCAACAGUGAUAGUUGUGUUAACCCUCGUCCUCACUGGUCUAGUUCUUUUGCGGAUAAUCCAGAAGAAGUCAUUUAUGGACAGACCGGUGAAUUCGAACAGCAGCCUCACGAUCUUCUCAAACGCCCAGAUAAAGAAAGCUACCGGAAAUUUCUCGGUAAAGCUUGGAGAAGGAGGUUUUGGCUGUGUUUUCAAGGGAACAUUGCAAGGUUCCUCUGUGGUGGCUGUCAAGAAGCUAAAAGAAUUUGGACAAGGGGAGAAGCAAUUCCGAGCGGAAGUGCAAACGAUUGGAAUGAUCCAACACAUCAAUGUUGUUCGUUUAUUUGGAUUUUGUGCCGAAGGAAGUAAAAGGCUGCUGGUGUACGAGUACAUGGAGAAUGGAUCUUUGAGUUCUCAUCUGUUUUCGAAAAGCCCGGCAGCUUUGGGCUGGGAGGUCCGGUACCGGAUAGCACUUGGAACUGCAAGAGGCUUGGCUUACCUGCAUGAGGGAUGCACGGACUGUAUCAUACACUGUGACAUGAAGCCGGACAAUGUACUCCUUGACGCAGAUUUCUGUCCUAAGGUUGCAGACUUUGGUUUGGCCAAACUUCUUGGCCGGGAUUUUAGCAGGGCAUUGACAACGAUGCGUGGGACCAUCGGAUACCUUGCGCCGGAGUGGAUCUCAGGGCUACCGAUCACGCAUAAGGCUGAUGUCUACAGCUACGGAAUGAUGCUUCUUGAAAUCGUAUCGGGGCGAAGGAAUGCGGAGAAAAUCAAACAGGGGAGGUUUACUUACUUUCCCAUCUUUGCUGCAGUCAAGGUGAAUGAAGGAGAUGUUAUGUGCCUGCUGGAUAGCAGGUUGGAAGACGAUGUGGAUGUGGAUGUGGAGCAGCUGAUCAGGGCUUGCAGAACUGCAUGCUGGUGCAUUCAAGAUGCUGAAGAUCAUAGGCCGAUGAUGGGGCAAGUUGUUCAGAUGCUUGAAGGCGUUCUGGAUGUCCAAGUACCUCCCGUUCCAAGGUCGCUCCAGAAUUGGGUGGGCAUGGACGACUGCUCUCGCUCUACUGAUUUAUAUAGUCUCUGAAUUUUCCUGUUUCUAUAUGUCGAAAUGUAUGUCAAGAAUUAAGCUACUAUCAGAGUUAUAUUCUCUAAACCGAAGUAAUGCCUUGUAAUUUGUUAUCA
Triticum urartu is the source of this 2709-nucleotide messenger RNA. Lineage: Eukaryota; Viridiplantae; Streptophyta; Magnoliopsida; Poales; Poaceae. The record is from RefSeq and is a predicted model, not a curated record.